Fusarium keratoplasticum is the source of this 1098-nucleotide messenger RNA. RefSeq names its product Aminotransferase. Gene Ontology annotation, molecular function: branched-chain-amino-acid:2-oxoglutarate transaminase activity. NCBI's taxonomy places the organism in Eukaryota, Fungi, Ascomycota, Sordariomycetes, Hypocreales, Nectriaceae. The transcript is spliced from 3 exons. The record is from RefSeq and is a predicted model, not a curated record. Bases 1 to 1098 code for a protein of 365 amino acids. Gene Ontology annotation, biological process: branched-chain amino acid metabolic process.
AUGUUUCCGCCUCCACCAGCUUCUGAUAUCGACUGGUCAAGCGUCGACCUCUCCCUUAAGAUCCCAGUCAAGGGUCACGUCGAGGCUCGCUACAAUGCCUCGACCGGCACCUGGAGUGUGCCCGUCCUCGAGACGAACCCGAACAUCUCUGUAAGCGGCAUAUCCCCCGCCUUGAACUAUGGGCAGCAAUGCUUCGAGGGCAUGAAGGCCUACCGACAGACGUCAGGCGACAUUGUCAUCUUCCGCCCCGAGGUCCACGCCGCACGCAUGGCCAAGUCCGCUGCGGCCGUGUGCCUCCCACCGCCUCCCAAGGACCUGUUCAUCGAGUGCGUCCGCGCGGCGGUGGCCGCCAACGCCGAGCUGGUCCCGCCCUCAUCGUCCAACGGCGCGUUGUACAUCCGCCCCGUGCUGUUCGGGUCUUCAGCGCAACUGGCGUUGGCACCGUCAGAGGAGUCCAUCCUAGCAGUCUACGUCUACCCUCUUCUGCCCUACCACGGCUCGGCCGCCACCGACGCGCUGAUCUUGGAGGAUUUUGACCGCACGGCGCCUUUCGGAACUGGGCCAUUCAAGGUCGGCGGGAACUACGCGCCCGUGUGGAAGCACGCUGCGGCCGCCAAGGAGAAGGGCUACGGGAUCACGCUGCACGUGGACAGCGCCACCCGGACCAAGAUUGACGAGUUCUCCACGAGCGGCUUCUUGGGCUUCAAGUCUGAUGGCUCCGAGAAGACUCUUGUCGUCCCGCUUGCUGAGAAUGCAGUGCAGAGUGUCACGAGCGCAUCGUUGACCAGGAUAGCAGAGCUGCAGGGCUGGAUUAUCCAGCGUGAUGAUGUCCCAUUACAUACGCUUUCUUCCAUCCAAGAGGUGGUCGCGGUUGGUACGGUGGCAGUUGUUGUUCCCAUUCGAAGCAUCUCUCGCUUGUCCACGAGCGACAAGUUCACGUUCCCCGGUACUUCGAACCCGGACAAGAUCGAAAGCCAGCUGCUGGGACUGGCUCGUACACUGUCAGACAUAGCACGAGGCAACCGGAAGGACACUGAAGGAUGGUGCUGGAAGGUCACGGAGCAUGGCCCGGACAGAAGCACUCCCAGCCGUCUGUAG